AAUCAGGCUUUAUAAUAGAAAACCGCGCCGCCAACCACCACAAACAACCAGACCGUCAUACGAGCAACACGCGCCUUCAUACAGUGAUCACAGUCGAGUGUCAAUCAUAGUGAAGUGAAGUGAUAAUGGCCAGAAUAUUGUUGUUAUUUGUUAUUGUGGUGGCAGUUACCGGCAAACACCAUCCAAAGUUUCCCAAGUCUGAUGAAAGUGACCCACUGAAGAAAGCAGUGGCCUGCAGUAACGAACAAGACCAGCUGAGAAAUCAAUUCAUUGAGAAAUCACGUUGCGGUGAACCCAAGGAGGUCUUCGUAGACCUAAAGCAUACGAGCUCAUAUUUACAGGUUGUACCGAGCUCCGUUUGGGUCAAACGCUGCGUUGGGCUUUGCAACUUCGGACCACCAGGCUCGCAGUGCAUCGCCAUCAAAAGUAGAAUGGAAGCCAUACCGGUAAGGGUGUAUAACCUUAAAACUGAAAAGGAGACCUGCACUACGUACGAGGUUGAGGUCCACGAGAGCUGCGGCUGUUGCACCACCUUACCCAGGGACUGCGUGGCCCCAAGAGUGUUCAAUCCUCGUAAGUGCUCCUGUCAAUGCCCCAACAUGGAUGACAGAAGGAAAUGUCCAUCAAAGCGGAACCAGAAUAUGAGGUGGAAUCGAUCUAAAUGCGAGUGUGAGAAAAGAAGAACGUUCUGGUCAUCAAAAUUUUAGCAGGCUCCGAAGCAAUAAUGAAAACCGGUUGAUGCUAGAUGAAAUUUUACGGCUCUCCACUGCGUUAAAGUGAGAGCCUUCGUUGUGAACUCAGAGAUAACGACGACUGAACCAAGUGUCUUAUAGUUAAGCGUAUUCAUGAAAUUUUAGCAGUAUUAUAGUAGUAUUAAGUUAUUUAUUGUUAAUCUAAAAAUGGGACCAAACGGUGUUGUGAAUUGACUGGCCUUAUGUUCCAUUAUUAUGCGUCCUAUUUUGAUGUACUUAAUUUAUAACUGGUCGAUAUUAAACGGUGUUAAUAUAAAAUAACAAAUAUCUUUAUAACCAUUCAGUUUUGAAGAUUUUAAAAGUCAAUUUCACUGCUGAUACUAAAGAAUUUCUUCAAUUACUUUACAAAAAUUUAUCGCCGUUUAAUAUAGUAGACUGGUUUUAUGCUAGUUCUGUUAUAGUUACAAUACUACUGCUAGUACUUUUAAGUUUCUCAGUAUUUGUUUUAGUAUAAUAAGCGUUGGAUGAACGCAAUUCCUAAAUUGUGAUAUUCAUUUCCAGUAAGUAGUUAUAAACAGUAUUAGUUAGUUUAAUACUUCCUUAUCGUCUUCUAGUCAAGCGGUUCUUGUUCGUUUUAUGUAUAGCUCGACUAUUGUAACUCGCUCUCUUAAUGAAUUGUAAAUUUAUAGUUUGUAUAUAUAGAAUGUUUUUUUUUUAAGUACUAGUCUAGUGAGUGCCAAAGGCAUGGAAUCUCAAUUAAUGUUAGUUUAUUUCAUACUAAGGCAGCUUAAAAAGCUUUAAGUGAUUCAAUCACGUGACUAGUUUUAAGAUCAUAAUUUAUGCCUAAUAAAAAUUUGUACUUAAUUUUAUAUAAAUAA
Danaus plexippus (monarch butterfly) is the source of this 1570-nucleotide messenger RNA. RefSeq lists its product as uncharacterized. Bases 126 to 707 code for a protein of 193 amino acids. The transcript has 5 exons. Lineage: Eukaryota; Metazoa; Arthropoda; Insecta; Lepidoptera; Nymphalidae. The record is from RefSeq and is a predicted model, not a curated record.